Molecule: messenger RNA, 2141 nt
Organism: Magallana angulata
Lineage: Eukaryota; Metazoa; Mollusca; Bivalvia; Ostreida; Ostreidae
Exons: 5
Coding region: 90-2141 (683 amino acids)
Source: RefSeq, a predicted model, not a curated record
GACGGUGCAGUGAUUGACGGAACUAUGUUCAUUAUCGAUACGUAGACAUAUUCAACACAACUGAUGUACCACUAUGGGAUUGUAUUAGAAUGCCUAAGUUCUACCCCUGCUUGCUGUGCUCCAAAAGAACAUCACAACAGGACAGAUACAGGAUAAAGAAGGAGCAUGCAGACUUCAUCAAGAGAAGACUCCGUAUGGAUGUUUCUGAUGACAGCAUGCUGUGUAGGAAAUGUCGUCACAUGUGUGAAACAAAAUCGACAAGAGAUUCUAUUUGCAACAGCCCUGAGCCAAACAAAAUACAGAAAACAUUAUCAAAGCAGAGUAUGAAGAGCCCUCCUUCAGUAACACUGUCCAUCCCAAGUACUUCUACAAGUCAUGCCAACUGUGUAAUAUGUAAAAAGCCAGGGCUAAAGCUUGUUGUUGUUCCUGAAAACACUCGUGUAAAUGUAUUCAUCCAAAAAGAAACAUUUGUUCCACCUGGUUCUAGAUGCUGUCCUAAACAUAUAUCUGAUGGAGAUCUCAACACUGAGGCAUUGCAUCUGUUGAAACAAACAAGUUCAGUCUCCAAUGUCAACAGGACCACCAUUGUUGGAGUUUUAAAACAAACCAGGGAUGUAGCAAUCCAAAAUCAGAACAAGAGACUGAAUUUUGAUGAUCCACAUGGAAUGCAAAAUGAAGAUUACUACAAUCUAACAGGUGUUACAAAGGAUCAGUUUGAUGAAUUGAUGACGUAUUUGGUGGAGACCAACUUAAGAUCAUCCAAGAACAGAAGUACUAGAACAUGUGUAGCAUUAUUGUUGACGAAACUUAGAUGUGGUUUAAGUAAUCAACUACUUGGAACCUUAUUUGGCAUGAAAAAAUGGCAGGUUCGACGUGCUGUUAUAUCUGCGAAAAAUGCUUUGAUGGAAGAUUUUGUGCCAAAGCAUUUGGGGUUCUCUCACAUAUCAAGGGAGGAUGUCAUUAAUCACCAUACUCGUCCCCUUGCCAAGGAACUUCUAUGCAGCAUGUCAGAUAAUCCAGUCAUUCUUGUACUCGAUGGGACUUAUGUAUACCUCCAAAAAAGCGGAAACUUUUCUUUCUCACGUCGUUCCUACAGCACCCACAAACACCGGCCAUUAGUUAAACCGAUGAUGAUUGUAUCAACUUCUGGAUAUAUAAUUUCUGUAUUAGGUCCCUAUCUGGCAGAUUCCAAAAAUUCUGAUGCAAAGAUCUUAAGUCACAUGAUCCAGACAAAUGUAGAGGACAUUAGGAAAUGGGUAGAAGAAGACGAUAUUUUUAUUGUCGACAGAGGUUUCAGAGACGCAGAAGCUUUGCUUGAUGACUUGGGGAUACAUGUUGAAAUGCCAUCCUUUCUGACUCGUCAUUCAAAGCAACACUCAACAGAAGAAGCCAAUUCAACCAGAUUUGCGACCAAGCUUAGAUCGGUUGUCGAGUCAGUGAAUGGCAGGCUCAAGACAUGGAAUUAUUUGAGCAGGACCAUCCCCAAUACACAGAUACCACAUAUUGGCGAUUAUGUCCGCAUAGUAAGUGCAAUCUGCAACAAGUUUAGACCAGACUUGAGCACUGGAAUUGAGGAGGAAGAUGUUGCCAUGGCUGCAAAAAUGCGAUUUCUUGCAAACGGAGUGAAUGAGUUAAAGGAUUAUGUUGAGACAAGUGGUUUAGAGAAGCGGAGCAUAAGAUGGAAGAAGAUAGACUCCCAUGAUGUAGUCUUCCCUCAUUUGACAGAGGAGGAAAUACGCCAGUUAACCUUAGGUGUGUACCAAAUAAGAUUGGCAAAGUCAUAUGCAUAUGAACAUUUUAUGGAAGGAAGGUAUGAAAUUUUCAUCAGUGAUGACUUUGAUGGAAUCCUGUGUGCCAAGAUUCAAAGUAGACACAUUUCCGCAAAGAAAUACUUACUCUGGAUAAGACAUGAUGAUAUCAGUAUCAAAUCUUGGUUUUGCAAAUGUAAAGUUGGUACAAGAGUUGUGGGCAUGUGUGCUCAUAUUACCAGUGUGAUUUGGUUCUUGGGUCUUGCUCGUCAUGAGGAAAGUGGUGUCUGUGGUGUGCGCGAUUGGUGUAGUUCUGUUGAGGAUGCUGCUGCACUCCCAAUUGAUGAAUCAGAAAGUGAGGAAGAAAGAUGUUCCAUAACAGAAGAGGAGUGA